Messenger RNA from Castor canadensis (American beaver), 1291 nucleotides. The record is from RefSeq and is a predicted model, not a curated record. Lineage: Eukaryota; Metazoa; Chordata; Mammalia; Rodentia; Castoridae.
ACCUCUGUAUAUCAGUGGAGCCCAGAAACUCAGGGUAUCAUCUUUAGCUCCAUCAGCUAUGGAAUAAUACUGACUCUGAUCCCAAGUGGAUAUUUAGCAGGGAUAUUUGGCGCAAAGCAGAUCCUUGGUGCUGGUUUGCUGAUUUCUUCUCUUCUCACUCUUUUUACACCAUUGGCUGCUGACUUGGGAGUGAUUUUGGUCAUUGUGAUUCGGACUGUCCAGGGCAUGGCCCAGGGAAUGGCAUGGACAGGUCAGUUUACAGUUUGGGCAAAAUGGGCUCCUCCACUUGAAAGAAGCAAGCUCACCAGCAUUGCAGGAUCAGGGGCAGCAUUUGGUUCCUUCAUCAUCCUCUGUGUUGGGGGAUUAAUCUCACAAGCAUUAGGCUGGCCUUUUAUCUUCUAUAUCUUUGGUAGCAUUGGCUGUGUCUGUUGUCUCCUGUGGUUCACAGUAAUUUAUGAUGAUCCCCUGCAUCACCCAUGCAUAAGUGUCAGGGAAAAGGAAUACAUCAUAUCUUCACUGACUCAACAGUCCAGUUCUCCUAGACGAUCUGUCCCCAUAAAGGCCAUGGUCAGAUGCCUACCACUUUGGGCCAUUUUCGUGGGAUUUUUCAGCCAUUUCUGGUUAUGCACCAUAAUCAUAACAUAUCUACCAACAUACAUCAGUACUGUGCUCCAUGUUAACAUCAGAGAUAGUGGGGUUCUGUCCUCCCUGCCUUUUAUUGCUGCCUCAAGCUGUACAAUUUUAGGAGGUCAAUUAGCAGAUUUCUUCCUGUCCAGGAAUCUUCUCAGCUUAAUUGCCGUUCGAAAACUCUUCUCAUUCCUUGGGCUACUGCUUCCAUCACUAUGUGCUGUGGCCUUGCCCUUCGUGACUUCCAGUUACAUGGCAACCAUUAUUUUGCUGAUACUUAUUCCUGGGACCAGCAACCUGUGUGACUCAGGGUUUAUCAUCAACACCCUUGAUGUUGCCCCCAGAUAUGCAAGUUUCCUCAUGGGAAUCUCAAGGGGAUUCGGGCUUAUUGCAGGAAUCAUCUCUUCUACUACCACCGGAUUCCUUAUCAGUCAGGAUUCUGAGUCUGGCUGGAGAAAUGUAUUUUUCCUGUCUGCUGCUGUCAACAUGUUUGGUCUGAUCUUUUACCUCACAUUUGGACAAGCAGAAAUCCAGAACUGGGCUAAAGAAAGGACUAUCACGCACCUCUGAGACUGGAGAGUCACAAACUUAAAUGUAGUACUGACCUUAACUUAUUAACAUUUUUGCUUAUUAACAUUCUUUGUUCAUAUUGUGGACCAUAGAC